Sitophilus oryzae (rice weevil) is the source of this 5369-nucleotide messenger RNA. RefSeq names its product E3 ubiquitin-protein ligase TRIM71-like. The record is from RefSeq and is a predicted model, not a curated record. NCBI's taxonomy places the organism in Eukaryota, Metazoa, Arthropoda, Insecta, Coleoptera, Curculionidae. Gene Ontology annotation, biological process: proteasome-mediated ubiquitin-dependent protein catabolic process; protein polyubiquitination. Gene Ontology annotation, molecular function: zinc ion binding; ubiquitin protein ligase activity; protein binding. The coding region runs from base 322 to 2934 and encodes 870 amino acids. The transcript has 8 exons.
UGUGUCCGUCUAUUGUAGUGUCCGUGUUUUAUAUCUAUGUUAUUGAAAUUUUCAUUUUUUACUUUGUUUUAUUUUAUGAAACAUGAAGAAAUAAAGUAGACGCCAGAGUAUCAAGUAGUUUUUUUCUUUACUUUAUUCAUCCUGUUGCCCACUGCCAAUGUCCCAAACAAUUUUUAGCGCUUUUCAAAAAGCAAAUUCGCCAAGUCUCCCACUCUCCUUGCUUUCAAAAAGUCUCUUAAAUAAAUUUUACAUAAUUUUUAAACGUUUGGCGUUCAUUGAGCAGAUCCCGAUCAUCAAAGAAAACCGAAGUACUACUACAGUAUGUCAGAUCCUAAUGAAUUUCUGCGAAUUCCCCAAUUCCGAGGUCAAUUCACCCUGUUUUCAGAACAAUUAAAUCAGCCAUACCUUUCAAACGGAUCAAACACAGAUGUAGGAACCUCUUCCCCCCAACUGCAACCUUCAAUCAAUCAAAUUUUCUUAACCAACGAAGCUACUGACAAAACGGAACAAUCCGGUAGUUCCUUUAAUGGAAUCAGCGUACAACUCAUUAAAAACUGCGCGUGUUGCCAAGGUAACUCUGCAAUUGCCCAGUGCAUGGACUGCAGCGACUACCUUUGCCAACAGUGUGUGCAGAUCCAUGCAGAUUUAGAUCACACCAAAAAACAUCACAUAAGUUAUUUGGACAAAGUCAACAAUAAAGUUAUGGCAUCGGUUUCAGACGCAUCGUCGGGGGCUUGGCAUCAACAAUCUCUCAUGGAUAAACAGCAAUCUUUUGAUAACUUCAAUUCGAUCGGUCUUUUGGAGACUGUUACAAAGUUAGAGCAACUAAACUUUAACGAUCAACAAGUUUUGAGUGACACACCUUCAAAUCCUGCCAGUUCCCGAGUGGUGGGAACAGGAAGAUAUUCUUUUAGUUCGGGACAUUCACCGGGUAAUAUGUCAUCUAAUUCGACGAACACAUCUUUGGAGAACCUUAGAUGUAGUUCAGGAGGUCAAACUCCGAUCGAACGCACGUCGGAAAGUGAAUCAGCUGCAGGAUUGGCUUAUAGAAGACCAACCUUGCCUGUUACGUGUUCUUCUGACUUUUCAACUAAUAAUUUUAUGUCUUCUAAUUUAUAUUCUGCUCCUCCAACUUGUUCUUCAAUUCCCUCAACUGUUGGACUCGAUUUCGGUACUUCUUCGAUGGCUUAUCCAAAUUUUUCGAAUACUAUACUACCAAUAAUGACUGCGCCAAUUGAUUAUUUUCCUGUUUCUCUUCAGGGGGUAUCGGAGGAUGGCGCUAGCGCUUUGCCCCUCAUAGCUAGAUCAAACCUAUCAAUGUGUUUUACGUCAAGAUGGCCCCCGUGCUUGCGUCAUCACAGACCAUUUGCUUUCUUUUGUACCAGUUGUAUGUUACCUGCCUGUCCAGUGUGUAGACAACUAGACCAUUCUAGUCACAAUAUUAUUGAGAUCAGUGAAGCCGUCCAAAAUGUUAAACUGAUAUCGUUCGAAAUCGUCGGCCAAAUUAGACAGACAAUUCUCCAUUUGCGCCAAUCCUUGGACUAUUUGCAACACACCCUUGAUGAAAUUGAUACUAGAGCUCAUCAAGCUGUUGCCAAUAUCAAGCAUUCUUUUCAGAAAUGUUCGUUGACAUUGGAUAGCAGAGAAAGCAGAGAUGUUUUGAUCAGGAUCGAACAUGCGCGACAAACUAAAAUAUCCGGAAUCACAUCUCAAAUGGAUAAUAUUAAACAUUAUUACUCAAAAUUAGUUCAAGCAAGAGAUAGUAUUGCUGAUCAUUCUAAAUUUACGUCACCUUUUGAGCUAAUGAUAGCAAACUACAAGGCCUUCAAGGAGAUGAUGCAUGCGAAGAAUUUUUACAGGUGUUCAGCAACCUUGUCAUGGCCUUUUGAAGAUGACGGAUACUUACCCAAUGGUCAACUUGGUGGUGGAGUCGUAAACACGUUUGAGCCGAUUCAUAAAACGUACAAGAAUUCUAAUUUUUUUCAUUCAAAAGACUCGACCUAUGGGAAUCCCUUACAAUUAUCCAUGUUAAGAUGUAGACCAGUGUUCAACUGCCCCGAGAUGGUAACAGUCAUUCAUUUUGGGAGUAUCCCCACUAAAAUGUGGUCAAACUCCGGUAUGGGCCAAGGAGAAUUAUGCAGACCAUGGGGCAUCACUUGUAAUCGAUAUGGAGAGGUUAUAGUAGCAGACAGAAGCAAUAAUAGAAUUCAAGUUUUCGAUACUGUGGGAAAAUUUGUAUUCGAAUUUGGGACGCAAGGUGGUGCCGAGGGCCAGUUUCAUAAAUGUGCUGGAGUUGCGGUGGGUCCUCACGAUGAAAUUGUGGUGGCCGACAAAGACAACCACAGAAUUCAAGUGUUCAGCAGACAUGGAGAAUUCCUUUUUACAUUUGGAUCGGAAGGUGACCAGCUAGGCCAGUUCAAGUUCCCGUGGGACGUAGCGGUGGACUCUUUCGGCUACAUUAUAGUGUCGGACACCCGCAACCACAGAGUCCAACUGUUCAACUCCAACGGCAUCUUCGUGGCCAAGUGGGGUGGGGAAAGGGAACCUAAUGUGCCCAGACUGUUCGACUCGCCCAGGGGCGUAACCUUUGACCCCAGAGGCAACAUUAUGGUGACCGAUUUCAACUUGCACAAGGUGAUACUAAUCGAGAGGACGACGGGUAGAAUCAGAUCGAUUGGAAAGGAGGGAAAAGACAUGGGGCAGUUUUCUAGGCCGCAAGGGUUGUGUUGCGAUGAUAGGGGAUGGUUCGUAGUGGUGGAUUCAAAAAAUUACCGCUAUCAAGUCUUCAAUGAAAACGGUGAAUUCCUAUGGACAGUGGGAAAACAAGGCAAAUCCGACCCAGGCCAUUUCGACAGGCCCAGCGACGUGUGCUUGGACCAAAAAGGACACAUCUACAUAGUAGACUCAGAUAACCACAGGUUACAGAAAUUUUAACCUCGAAAUCUCACCCCGAAAGUGCCUUUUGAUCAGAUUUAUACACACAGCGAGUCUUUAAACGACUGUCACCAAGAUUUUUGACAAAAAUAAAACUUUAGUUAAGCAAAUACUUCGUUCGGUUGAACGGAAAGGCAUAUUUGAGGUUUUGGCCAGUUAUAACUGGAUAUCUAUAUAAAUAUUCAGAAAUUUUCUGUGUAUUUGUUUGUUUAAAUAUAUAGCUUAGCUAUAGUUCGAUUGAAUUUGCAAUAUUUUAUGCCAUUUUUGCUCACACAAAUAUAUCUUUUAUAUUUAAUUUUUUAUUUUGGUCUCUUUGUUUAAUGUUUUUUUUAAUAUGUUUUUAAAGACAUUUGAAAACUAUCUACAUAAAAGUAUACGUUGAAAGAAAGAAAUAUUUUAAAAAUAUAUAUAAUUAUCCAUUAUAUGACUAUUUGUUUUUGAGCUUUUUGAAAUUAUUUAAUAUAGUUUAAUUAUUUAGGAAAUGUACCAUUAGAUAUACGGGAUGAUUUUUUACAUGUACAUUUAUUUCUAUAUCCAUCCUGUAUAUAUGACAUUUCUCAUUUUUUUAACUAUUCUUUUUUGGAAAAUAAUCCUUCCUGAAGACUGCAAGUCUGUUGAUUUUUGUAUAGUUCCUAUAAACUUUUUUAUAAUAAUAUAUUAAUUUUCUUUAGUAAUGUAUAAGUUUUAUGUUCUAUUAUGGAUAUAACGCUGAAAGACUGAAAUUUGAUGCUCUCUAUAUACAAAUACAUAUUCAUAUACAAUCCAAAUACGAGUAGCUAAUCCGAAAAGACUGACUGAUUUUCUAAAAAGCAAUUAGUACAAACACGGUAUUAUUUGCCAGAGUACAAAUUAUAGUACAAAUAUAGUAGUUAAAUAAAUCUUUAAUAGAUCCAUAAAGAACACAGAUCAUGGAUUUAAUAGAUACGUAGACUUAGAAAAAGUAGAAUUUAUACCAAUUGUGAGGGAUAUAUGUGCUUAGUUUAAUAAUUUUACUAAUAUGUAUUGAGUCUAAGCAUUAGGUGCUCCCUGAUCAAUAUGGUUUCUGUUUUUCGUUUGAUUUUUAUAUUAGAUCAGAGUUAAGAAAACCAACCUCUCAAAAACUCGAAUCGCGCUCCACAAAUAUGAAACUUUUUAUUGCACCAUCUAGACGCCAGGAUGUAAAACUAUUUUUUUCUUAUAUAGUUGGUUGUCUUAAUUUAUAACGCUUCUUUGUUUUUUGUUUUAAUUUUUUUAAUAAAUGAUAAUAUAGACACUGCAUUAAUAAGACUGUUGAAGCUUAGAAAAGCCAGAAUUAUUAAAAAAGGAAGAAGUAUUAUCAUUUUGAUUUAUCUUGUGUUGUGAUAGGUAGAUUAAGGAAUUUUCAAAAUUAGUUUCUUUAAAAACGAAACACUGUGAUCGUGUGCAAAAUUUAAAUUUGGCAAUUUUAGUUAAUAAAUGUUUGUAAGAAAUAGCUUAUACAGGGUUUUUCAUACCAUCCAUUAUGGUUUUUUCAAGAUCUAUUUUAGAUACAAAAUUGAAUUCUUUAUGUCAAGAAAAUUUCCGGAUGUACCUAUUUUCUCUUUAAAAUAUUUUCUUUUUUUUUUGCCCUUCCGGUUUAACCGAAAAUGGCCUUAUUUGGAUAUUUAAAUAGUAGUUCCUCUAAAUUCUGCGCUUUUUGUCAUCAACAUGAAUAAACACAUUUUGUGUAUUGAAUCUCUAAACACGUUCCUGGUAUUUCCGGUUUAACCGAAAAUACCAGGAAGUGAAAAUAUUUUUAAAAAAAAGGUGCAUCUGAAAAUAUUCUUUACGCAAAAUAUGCAAUUUUUAUCUAAAUCAAAGAUUCUAAAAAAGUUUUAAUAAAGGAAAAUAGAUUUAGAACCUCUGUAUACUUAAACGUAACAAGAUUCAAAAAGAAUAAAAAUGGUUGGUGAUAUUACUUUAAGAGUCGAUUAACGAAUCAGAAAAGUAUGUUUUUCUGAAUGUCCUGAAAUUAAAAAGCAUUUUUUAUGGGAAAUAAUAGCGAUUUUAUAAUUACUCAUUCAUUCCUAACAUUUCUUUUUUUAAAAAGUUUAUUGUACCAUAGUUUUAACGUUCUUGUAGGUGUUAUAAGUAAAUGUUUUUUUUGAGAGAAUUUCAAUAAUACUCAUGGAAACACUCUUAGAUAAUAAGAAUAAAUACUUUAUAGGAAAUAUUUGAUAUAAUCUUUUUUUAUUAUGGUAAUGUGGAAUACGGACGUAUUAUCAUCACUGUAUUCUGCGAUGGUAAUACGUUUGGAAAAUUAUUUGUUAUGGCACUACAUAAUCGUUUCUGUAUACUUCCAGAUUCUGAAGUGUAAUAUUUCUAUUUUAGACGAGGAAUGGCAUGUUUCUUAAGUUAAAUAGGUGUGUAAUCAUCUAGAGUGCCAUAUUAAUGUUUCUAAAUAAAAAAAAUAUACUUAAAUAAAGGUACACUUCCAA